Molecule: messenger RNA, 4968 nt
Organism: Blepharisma stoltei
Lineage: Eukaryota; Ciliophora; Heterotrichea; Heterotrichida; Blepharismidae
Source: the annotation of a GenBank genome assembly
AUGAAACGAAAGUUAUCCCUUGCAAUGGCUUUGAUCGCUGAUUCUCCUAUUGUGCUACUAGAUGAGCCUACAUCAGGUAUGGACUUAACUGCAAGAAGGCAAAUGUGGGAUAUGCUCAAAAACAACAAAAAUAAUAGAAUCAUCAUUCUCACAACCCAUUAUAUGGAAGAAGCUGACGUUUUAGCAGAUAGAAUUGCAAUUAUGUCUCAUGGCAAACUCAGAUGCCUUGGCAGCUCUCUUUUCUUGAAAAAAAGAUAUGGAGUCGGCUAUUACUUAACUAUUGUCAAAGAAGUCGGAGUUGCAAGCAAAACUCAUACACAAUCGGUUAAGGAUUUCAUAAGAGAAUACAUUCCUGAAGCUUCUUUAAUGAGUGAUGUGCAUGCAGAAAUAACUUUUCAAAUCCCUAACUCUAGCUCAAGUAAAUUUACUGAGUUUUUUGCAGCCCUUGACAAGCAACUUAACUUUUUACAGUUGCCGUCUUAUGGAAUAUCUGUUACAACCCUUGAAGAAGUCUUUUUAAGGGUAGCAAGAGAAGAUGCCUCAGGAUUUGCUAAAAAAGACCAGGAAAAAGAAGAAAGUGAGCUUAAAGAUGAUUUUAUUUUAUCCAGAGAUAGGCUUAAAGGUCCUUUAUUUUACAGCCAUUUUUGGACGCUUUUAAAAAAGAGAGUUUCCUUGUCAAAAAGAGACCUGAGAAGCCUAGUCUAUGAAAUUUUUGUCCCAAUUAUAUUAGUUAUCCUUGGGCUCAGUUUAAUGAAAACUGGCUGGAAGCUUCCACCUACUGAUAAAAAGAGGCUUACUGAAUCCUCAUAUUCUUUACCUCAAGAUACAAUUUAUUACUGGCCCGCAGGAACAAAUGUAGGAAGCUUUUCAAAGUAUGCAAACCCUGACUAUAGUGUUAUAAAUGAUACUAUAGAAGGUUUUGAUCAAUAUUUAUUUGAUACCCGAACAGAUCCAGAUAAUUAUAGAAUGGGCUCAUAUUAUUUGACAAAUAUGGAUAUAGGGCCUUCCCUAUAGAUGGAGCGCAAUGCGCCAUUACCGACCCAUGUCGGGAGAGGGUUCCUCACGAGGAAUGGUUCUACGUGUGGAAUCCUCGUUUUGACCUGUGAGAAAACUACUUUCCACGAACCAAAAAGAGGGUUCCACACGUAGAGCCAUUCCUCGUGUGGAACCUCUCCCGACAUGGCCCGGUGAUGGCGCAUUGCGCGCCAUCUAUAGGAAGGCCUAUACCACCAACGAUCAGUAUCAAGCUGUUAUUUUCCACAAUCAAUCAGCUCCUCAAGCGACUGGAGUCUACUAUAGCAAGCUUUCUAAUGAAAUAUUUUCAAAAUAUGGGAAAAAAAUAGCGGUUUAUAAUUACCCUCUUCCUUAUACCAAAAAAGUUAAAGAUAUCAAAGGCAUCUGAGAUGGGGUUACUGCAGCAAUUAUAUUUUCGUUAGGUUUUAGCUUCAUUCCAGCAGGCAUUAUAGCUUUAAUUGUAAAAGAAAGAGAAACUAAUGUCAAACACCAGCACAUGAUCAGCGGAAUCUCGAGACUUUCGUAUUGGUGUGCAAAUUUCUUUUGGGACUCUGUUAAACAUUUAUUUCCAGCUAUAAUUUGUGCUUUACUGGUCAAGGCUUUUGAGGUAAAAACUUUUACAGACCCUGAUGAUACUUAUGGAGCUGUUUGGGUGCUAAUGCUCUUAUAUGGAGUUUCUAUAGCGCCUUUUACAUAUUUUAGUAGUUUUUUCUUCAAAAGUUAUCCUUCUGCACAAGUUGCUACUAUUCUUUUCAAUGUUAUUGUGGGCGGAGUUUUACCAUACUUUAUUUGGGUUCUUUAUCUUUUUACAUCUACAAGGCCUGUUGCAAGAUAUCUUACUUUCCCAUGUUUUUAAGUAAAUAGAUUGGAAUAAUAUGAUUUAGAUAAUAGUUUUUUCCUCUGCAAGGAUGCAAUAAUUUUUUGUAUUAGAUUAUACUUGUUAAAUUUCAAUUACCAUAUUCUAUUGUUAUGCAAAAAAUUAAUUUUUGCUAUGUAUAUAAGAAUCUAGAUUUAAAAAAUAAAUUUUAUGAUUUGUUCUCUCAUGAAGAAGGAGUUAGGUGGAUUUUAAGAAUAAGUCCUGCUUUUUGCUAUGGAGAUGGGCUAUUAAGUAUAGGAAGUAUAUCAUCCUUUUCAAGCUGGGAUGAAAUAGAUGGAUUAUAUAAUGCAUUUGAUAUUGGCUCAGCUGGAGGUGAUAUUUUAAUGCUUGGAAUCACAAUUCCGUUUUAUUUAAUCCUUAUUUAUGUCCUAGAAUACUUAGAAACAUAUAAAACACUGCUGCAAUGUUGUUGUAGAGUACCCCAUGUAGCUCCAUCAGAAUAUGAAGCUGAUGAUGAUGUAGAAAGAGAAGCAGAAAAUGCAUUAAAUGUUAAUCCUCAAGAAGUUCAAGUCAAUGUUAGAGGAAUUAGAAAAAUCUACAGACAAGGAAUGAAUAAAGCUUUUGCAGCAGUCGAAGAUGUGAGUUUUAAUGUAAACCAACAAGAAUGCUUUGCGUUCUUAGGAGUAAACGGGGCUGGAAAAACAACUACUUUCAAAAUGCUGACUGGAGAAACAGCUCCUACAACUGGAGAAGCCUAUAUUUGUGGACAUAAUGUCAUUAAUGAUCUUGAUAGAGCAAGAGAGCUAAUUGGCUACUGUCCUCAAUUUGAUGCUAUAUCUGAGCUGCUUACAGCAAGAGAGCAUUUAAGACUAUAUUCAGAUAUCAAAGGAAUUCCUAAAGAUAGAAAAGAAGCACUUGUCGAAGAAAUGAUAGAUCAAAUGGAUUUAAGGCAAUAUGCUGAUAUAUUGGCAGGAACUUAUUCAGGAGGAAAUAAAAGAAAAUUGUCAGUAGCUAUAGCACUUAUUGGAAAUCCAACAGUAGUUUUCUUAGAUGAGCCUUCUGCAGGAAUGGACCCAGAAACUAGAAAAAAAAUGUGGAAAGUCAUUGGGAAUCUUAAACAAAAGAACUCCUCACUCCCCCUCCGUGAGUGAACAAAAAAAUUUUGUUCACUCACGGAGAGGGGUUAAAUUUUUUUUUUAAAAAAUUUAUAUAUAUAAAUUUUAUAGAAAAACUUUUGUUUUCGAAAUUUUAAAAAAAUCCUAAUUUGCAAAAAUUGGGAAGCAAAUAUUAAUUUAAUUUUCAAAAUUUAUGUUAAAACGCAAUUUGUUUAAAAUUAAACAGAAUUAGCUCGAGAUUUCAUUAUAAUAAUCAUCACUUAUGUAUCAUAUUUUUUUCACAAAAAAUUUUUUCUAUUAAAAAAAUUUUUGUUCACUCGGUGGGUUUUGGGCAAAAAAUAGCGAUUUUCCAAUGGUUUUUGUUUCAUUCACGGAGGGGGGGAGUCAGUCAUUUUGACAACUCAUUCAAUGGAAGAAGCUGAAGCUUUAAGCGAUCGUAUGGCUAUUAUGGUUGCUGGAAGGCUUAGAUGUCUUGGAACUGCUACCUGGAUUAAAAGCAAAUAUGGCGAUCGAUAUGAGUUCGAAGCAAAAGUUGAAAUUCCUAGCCAUUUUGAAGUAAAUGAUAGAGGAAUGGUUUUAGAUCGUAUCCUUAUGGGAGAAACAGUAAUCACAGAAAAUCGAAUUUUGCCAUGUUUAGAAAUUCUCGACGCAAAGAAUUUCUAUGAGGAAAUUCAUGAAAGAGGUGCAGGCUCUGCUUUGCAUCAACAAUUAAAAGUAGAUGGAUGCAUAUCAAGAGAUUCUUUAGUGUCCUGGGUUAUUGUUGAAGAGCUGGGUGAUACAAUUUACGAAUGGCUUAAAAGAGAGUUUAAGAAUGUCUGGUCAAGCAUAGGUCGCAACCCUACACCCCACCCCCCCUCCAAUAAAGGGAACCCCCACCCCCCCACCCCCACCCCCCCCCCACACCCCACCCCCACCCCCACCCCCACCCCCACCCCCACCCCCACCCCCACCCCCUUUCGCAGAUCGCACCCCCACCCCCUCCUCUCGGGUUUAUCCUAUAGAAGUAUUUGAUAAGAAAUAAGCAGAAUAAAUUAAACAUAACCCAAUUAAAACAAUAUAUUUUUAAAUUAAGUCCACAAAUUACUUUAUAUUUAUGAUUAAUUAAUAAAUUUAAAUUAAUUAGCAAUUAAUUAGAAAAUAUAUUAAUUUGUUUUUUAUAUUUAUAAAUAUAAUGCCAAAGAUAUAGAUAAUGGCAUUAAUUAUUAAAUGAACCAAGCACAACACAAUAACUUGCAUUAAAUUUAUUGAUUCAUACAUUAAAGCUAAUCUAAUGUCCAUUGUGCAAGGAUUGCAGGACUGAAUUGAUAACAGGAUUCAAUAGUGGUAAUAAAAAUAGUAUUUGCUAUUGUCAGUUUUACUUUUGGAUCUCUAAUUCGACUUUUAGCCAUUGUUCCACAAAGUUCAUAAAUAUAUGCAGGAUAUAUUGCUAAUUAAUACCAAAGAUCAUUAUUAACUUGCUAACAAAUUUUUUCAGAUUUGGUGAGCUUACUAGUUAUAGGAAAUUCUCACCAUUUCAUCUACUCCUUAAUCGAUUGUGCUACGCUAUGUGGAUAUUGUAUAAAUCAGUAAUUUUGAAUAUUUAAAAUAAUAAUUUAUUUAUUACGUAUGCUCUAAAUUGGCAUUUUUCAUAUAUUUUAUGCUAUAUUAAGGGGGGGUGGGGGUGCUAUCUGUGAAAGGGGGGGUGGGGGGUGCCAUUUUUUUAGGGGGGUGGGGGUACCAUUAAAAAAGGGGGGUUGGAGGUACCACUUUUAGGGGGGGUGGGGGUGUAGGGUUGCUACCUGUGCUUGACCAAAUGUCGAAAUAAUUGAACACUUCUCUUCACUUUAUAAAUUCAAAAUCGCUAAAGAAGAGGAAAAAUCAAUAGGAUACUUUUUCUCUACAGUUGAAAUGAAUAAAGAAGCCCUAAAAAUUUCUGAAUAUGCGCUGUCUCAGAGUUCCUUGGAGCAAAUCUUCAAUGAUUUCGCAAGAAAAGGAGAAGAAUUUCAAGCAGGAAUUAUAAGAAGAUACGCGCAUGGUAUCUAA